GACGUCAUUUGUUUACGAUCUGUACCGGAAGCGCGUUCUUGCGGCUGCAGUGGCGUCACUGGGCACAUCAGCUGGACCAUCAGAUGUAAACACACUUAACUGUCUUCUUCAUCAUUGUCAUCCUCAUUAUCAUUAGGCGAGUGACAGCUGUCAUCUGCAGCCACAGACUACUUCACAACAUUUCCGUUUCAGAGUCGCAUUACUAGCAGUGUGGAGUUGCACACAACAAUGUGAGCAGAUCCACUUUGUGUUUUCGUUUCAUGUCAAGAUGGCAGAUGAUUUGGUCUCUAGCACAGCCGGGGCACGGGGAGCCGGUUGGUCCUCUCAGGCCUGCGCCAAGCAGAAAUACCGCAGUAAUGCCCAUUCACAGGGACUUCUGGAGGGGCUCCUGAUGCUGCGACAAGACAGAAUUUUGUUUGAUGUGGUGCUCAUAGUAGAAGAAAAACCCAUCCAAGCUCACCGUAUCCUCCUGGCAGCCUCAUGUGAUUAUUUCAGGGGUAUGUUUGCUGGAGGUCUGCGGGAGAUGCAGGAAACCGAAAUCCCUGUUCAUGGAGUCACUUACACAGCAAUGACUAAACUGCUGGACUUUAUUUACACAUCUGAGCUGGAACUGGAUCUGGAUACGGUGCAAGAGGUGCUGUGUGCAGCCACUUUACUUCAGGUCCAAGAUGUGAUUGGCUUCUGCUGUGACUUCCUGUUCUCCUGGCUGGAUGAUGACAACAUCCUGGAGGUGGAAAAACUAGCGGACAUCUACGGACUGAAUCAGCUCGGGGAGAAAAUUCGCUCGUAUCUGCUCAAGAACAUCCAGGCCUUCUCGCGCACUCCUGUGUAUCGGAAGCUUCCUGCAGAUAAAGUGUUGAGCGUUCUGUCCAGCAAUGAACUGGAGGUGAACUCAGAGAAUGAAGUGUUUGAGGCCGCCCUGCAUUACCAUUACACCCCUGAAGAGGUGGAGAAGGAUCAGGUGUUCCUGCAGGAUCGAUUGCAAAUGUUGGAAGCAGUGCGUUUCUGUCUGAUGGAGAAGAACGUACUUCUGCGUCUGCACAGUCGGUUAAAACAGUGCCCGCUGCGGGACUCUGUUGUCGCCGCUCUGCGUUACCACAGCCAGGAGCUAUUGCAACCGGUAAUGCAAACCCCACUAACUCAGCCGCGCUGCAUCACCCAGUGCAUUGUGGGAUUUGGUGGCAUGUAUUCAUCACAUGCACUUGUAGACAAUGAAGAACGGUUCCAGGUGUUUCACCCCUCCUGGUGUGAGUGGCGUAGUCUGCCUGCAGACCGAGCUCCUCGCAUGUCCAACAUGGGCAUCGCUGUACUAAAUAACUUCGUCUACUUGGUCGGGGGAGACAAGAACAGCAGUGGCUUCCGUGCUGAGGCUCGAUGUUGGCGGUACGACCCUCGACACAACAGCUGGUGCACUAUUGAAUCUUUACAGCAGCAGCAUGCAGAUCAUUGCGUCUGUGUGGUUGGUGAAUAUAUCUAUGCCAUAGGAGGACGUGACUACAAAAAUGAAUUGGAGUGUGUGGAGCGCUACAACCCUCAGACCAACACCUGGGAAUAUGUUGCACCACUGAAACGAGAGGUAUAUGCCCAUGCGGGAGCUGUGAUCGAUGGGAAGAUCUACAUCGCAUGUGGUCGGCGAGGAAUGGCUUAUCUGAAGGAGACUUACUGUUAUGAUCCCUGUGGAAAUCACUGGAGCGUGUGUGCUGAAGGCCCAGUGGAGCGAGCCUGGCACGGGAUGGCGGCACUGAACGGCCGGGCUUAUGUCAUCGGAGGAAGCAACGAUGGUUGUGGUUACCGAAGAGACGUCCUCAAGGUGGCAUGUUAUAACCCAAUAGCAGAUGUCUGGUCAGUGGUGAGCCCGCUGCCCGCUGGACAUGGAGAGCCUGGCAUGGCUGUUCUUAAUGGAUGCAUCUACGUCCUGGGUGGAAGGUCGCACGAUAAGGGCAGUCGUAUGAAGUACGUUCACAUUUAUAAGGCAGAGGAAGACCAAUGGGAGACCGGAACGGGCCUUGAGGAUCGCGUCUCUGGACUUUCAGCAUGUGUCGUACUCUUGCCACGGGCAGCCGUGGCUCAGGCACGGAGCUGGGAGCAAAGAACCAAGGCAUCAUGGGAGGAGAUAGACUCUGACAACUCCAGCGAAGAUUAAAACGUAAGUGUGCAACGUUAUAGGGAUGUCUUUUGUUUGGCUUGGCUAUAGGUUUGAGAUGUCUGAUUUAUUCUGGUGAAUCUCGCAAAAAAAGUCCAGUAACAUCAAAAGAAACAACAGCAAAUUUGUUUUGCAUAAUUGUACUUAUUCUUUUCUAUGAUAGGUGCUGUUUCCUUUAUGCAAAAUAUAAUUGCUAAUAUUUGAGAGGUUUUAAUCAGAUUUGUGCCAACUUACUCAAAAUGUUGAUUUGUUUCUGAACUACACUGAUAAUAAAAUCUGUGCUACUAUGGGACAGUGAUGGGUUACACUGUAUAUGCACUUUAAAAAAAGGAGAUCAUUUGAUUUUGCUUGUAAUGACUGUGCCUUUCUUUUACUUGCCUUUUAUGAAUACAUUUUAAGGAUGUGCAAUAACAUGAUUUUAAAGGAAUGAGUAUUGGUCAUUGAAUGACUCUUGAGUUUCUCCAAAGAGAGGUAAAAAGUUAUGUACAGCCCCUCUGACAUUGGCAUUUUUUAUGAUUUUUAAAUUCCUGUAAAUUAUUAUGCACUGAAGUGGGAUUAAAGCCACAAUAUGUAGGAUUUUCCCCACUAGAGAUCCCUAUUCACAGUAACACAAUAACAAAGGUGAAGCUUACUGACGUUAUUAAGGAGAGUGAAACGAUAAGAGAUGUUAUUUUCACCAUCCAGAAAUGUAUGAAAUUCGCUAUUCAUGUUAAUGAAUUAAUGUUUUAUUAACUGUACGUUUGAUCAUAUUAUUUUAUGCCGUCGUAAUGAAUUAGCUGCAAGGCACAACACCUGCGUGUAAGCUGCUCUAUAACGGCCAGUUCCGCAUUGGUCCACUUGUGUUGCCAUUGCUUCUACAACCGGAAACCGAGGAUAGUGCGGAUAUUAAAGGGACACUCCACUUUUUUUUGAAAAUAUGCUAAUUUUCCAGCUCCCAUAGAGUUAAACAUUUGAUUUUUACUGUUUUGGAAUUCAUUCAGCUGAUCUCUGGGUCUGGCGGUAGCACUUUUAGCAUAGCUUAGCAUGAUUCAUUGAAUCUGAUUAGACCAUUAGCAUAUAAUAAUAAUAAUCAAUCAUAAUAAUCAAGGACUUUGCUGCUAUGACCGCAGGAGGCGCAAUGAUGUUACGGAGCAGCCAAAAAUAGUCCACUUAGUAUCUUUCAAUGGCAGGGGACUAUUUUCGGGCAGUACGUAAUAUCACUACGCCUGCUGCAGCCAUGUUACGGCAGCAAAGUCAUUGAUUAUUACGCCAGAAUGAGAGUAUAGUUCCUAUCCAUAUCUGCCUAGAAAAUCACAACUUUUAAUUUUCUGUCGGUCUUAGUACACGAUGUAACUACAGAAGAGUCAAGUUUUAAAGAGGAAAAAUAUUUUAACUCGUUGGUAAUUUUUGAGCACGAUGCUAAUGGUCUAAUCAGAUUCAAUGGAUUGUGCUAAGCUAUGCUAAAAGUGGUACCACCAGACCCAGAGAUCAGCUGAAUGGAUUCCAAAACUGUAAAAAUCAAAUAUUUAACUCUGGAAAAUGAGCAUAUUUUCAAAAAACCUUUAAAUCACUAAAAGGGCGAUAAUUACAAGGGAGACAAGCCAUUAUUUGAAACAGGAAUUGGGAUUUACAAAUCCUUGGGAAGUUUUGGGAAAGCUGUAUUAAAUAUAUCACAAUGUGCAAGUGGUUUUUGGAUAUUUUAUUACAAGAAUCUUACAUAUUGUGGCUUUAAAACACUUCUUUUUAAUUUUCAAUCUUGAAUCAGAUUUAUUUGACUCUGACUGUCAUAAUGGAGAUUAUGCAAAUCUGCAAAUAUAUUUAUCGAACAAUUUACAAAAAAAAAAUGCUUAUACAAUCUCUGAUAUAUCUAACAUAAUUAAUAGCCAUUGGCUGCGCUUUAAUACACAACUUAUUUUGAAGAUAACUAUAAAUGCACUCUUAAAAAUGUUGAGUUUCUGGGUUUUCAACAUUUUUUAGAGUGUUGGGAUUAUCAAAUCAUUAUUCCUAAAAUUAAUUGUGUUUCAUAACAUUGAAAACAUUUGUUUUAACUGCUUUCUUACCUGUUUGCAAUGUAAAACAUUAAUGAUCAUAUUAACAAUAAAGACAAAUCUACUGUAUUGCAGCUGUAUGGAUUACAUUAUAAACAUUACACAUCAAAGCGUUGUCAUGUUUAAAUAAACUGAGAUCAAUACACACUCAGAAUUAAGGUACAAGAAGGUACAAAAGUUGUCACUGGACCUUCUCAAAAAGUACAAGGUGCAUACUGGUACCUCAAAAGUACAUAUCUGUAACAAAUUGGUUCAUAUUAGGACCUUUUUAAAACGUAUCGUCCCAGUAACAACUUAGAGGCAAAUAAAAGACACAAACCACUUUUCUCUUAAUGUAAGGAUUGUUGAAUUAUACUAUAGUGAUGCAUAUGGUUGUCAUUAUAGUGUUCAAUGUUCAGUUGUUUUAACAGCCUCUGUUAACCGAGGGUUUUUUUAUGUUACCCAAAGGUGUUUUUAGCUCUUCAGUUCAAUAUUGGUCUUGAGGGUUUUUACACCAUAAACAUUUGUAUUUUCUUUCUCUCGAGCACUUCAUUUACAGACAUAAAAAGCCUUUCAGCAUCUGCUCAAUUGAUUUUCCUUACAUUCACAACAAUCUAAUUGGGAAUACACUGGGAUUUUUUGCCCAUAACAGGGAAGUUUAUACAAACAUCAGGCAAAUAAUUGUGAACGAUGUCUGAGGAGAACAGACUUAUUUUUUUGUGAUUUUUCUCGUUUUAUCAUAUUAUUAACAAUGAUUGGUUUAUCAGGAUAGGUUUUUUUUAAUUUUCUAGU
Messenger RNA from Paramisgurnus dabryanus, 4941 nucleotides. RefSeq names its product kelch-like family member 22 (gene klhl22). Gene Ontology annotation, biological process: positive regulation of TORC1 signaling; proteasome-mediated ubiquitin-dependent protein catabolic process; protein monoubiquitination. The record is from RefSeq and is a predicted model, not a curated record. Gene Ontology annotation, cellular component: polar microtubule; nucleus; cytosol. Gene Ontology annotation, molecular function: protein binding. NCBI's taxonomy places the organism in Eukaryota, Metazoa, Chordata, Actinopteri, Cypriniformes, Cobitidae.